Aspergillus nidulans FGSC A4 is the source of this 543-nucleotide messenger RNA. RefSeq names its product DUF4863 family protein. The record is from RefSeq and is a predicted model, not a curated record. NCBI's taxonomy places the organism in Eukaryota, Fungi, Ascomycota, Eurotiomycetes, Eurotiales, Aspergillaceae. The transcript is spliced from 2 exons. Bases 1 to 543 code for a protein of 180 amino acids.
AUGGCAACGGUCCACCCAAAUGCUGAGAAACUCAUAUCGUUGGCGGAGGAGUUCUUUGCCGAAGUCGCCGAUCUAACUCCCGGUCGCGCCCUUGAGGAAUAUCUGAAUGAACACUACGGCCCCGGCAAUAAAUACUACGACACCUUCUGCUCGCUCAUCCUCAGCGGUCUUCGCAACAACGAAGGCUGGGUCGCCACCGACGAGCUAGACGGCCCCAGAUACAGGCGCAGCCGACUCUGCGAUCCCAGCGAGCGUACGCGCUAUUUCAGUAUUACGACCGUCUACAUGCAGAGUCAGGACGAGUAUCGAGGGCAGUAUCAUCUGCAUCCGUAUGGGGAGAUCAAUUGCGUGGUGCAGGUCGAUCGCACAGCUGAGUUGAAGGGGAUGAAUGGGUGGCAGGCGGCCGGGUGGACCUCGCCGGCGGCAGGAACGCACCACUAUCCCGAAGUGAGAGGAGGUGCACUCGUUGCGCUGUUCUUCUUGCCGGCCGGGAGGAUCUCGUAUAAGGCGACUCCCGAGAUGGCGCAGCCGCCGUAUGUGUAG